Messenger RNA from Patella vulgata (common limpet), 5685 nucleotides. RefSeq lists its product as uncharacterized. The transcript is spliced from 19 exons. Gene Ontology annotation, biological process: actin cytoskeleton organization; negative regulation of actin filament polymerization; protein dephosphorylation. Gene Ontology annotation, molecular function: actin binding; protein tyrosine/serine/threonine phosphatase activity. Gene Ontology annotation, cellular component: cytoplasm. The coding region runs from base 205 to 4245 and encodes 1346 amino acids. NCBI's taxonomy places the organism in Eukaryota, Metazoa, Mollusca, Gastropoda, Patellidae. The record is from RefSeq and is a predicted model, not a curated record.
GGGCCAGCGAUAUUAUUUGUGAUUGCCUCAUGAAUUCCUUUACAAAACUAUGAAUUAGUUUCUUUAUUUUCAAAUGUUGUGGAUUACGAUAUUACGAAGAUUGGAGUCUUGACAUUUUACAGAACUUUGAGUAGAUACUAAUGGCUUUGGUGACUAUCCAAAGGUCUCCUAGUCCAAGCAACGACCCAGAAGCUGAUACUGUCGAUGGAGUUGAAGAAAGCGGAAGUAGUAGAUCACCUCUCCGACAGAGAAGGUUAUCUAAUGUGGAAUAGAAACCGACGUCGAUCUAGCAGCACCCUGUUGACACUGCGCAGGGGAAGAUCCAGUUCAGCUCUCAAACGACUGAGGAAGUUUUUCAACACUGUUCGAUUUAUUACAAAACUUCGACCUUGUUUGAGUGAAAGUUACUUUACAGUUAAAGGGGCUGCUUUAAUACUACCACAAAAUGAAUGUAGUCGCAGAACUUCGAAGAAGAACCAUGGAGGAGAUAUGCAGCAUCAUCUUCAGGCCAUGUUGCAUCUUCUACGACCCGAAGAUAAAAUGAAGAUGGCUGUAAAACUAGAGAAUGCUGUAGCGUCGUUGAAUCAUCGUUACUUAGCGUUAGUAUCUACGAUAGGUAGAGAAGAUGGAGAAGAGUUUGUUAUAUUAGGUAUUGAUUGUAAAGAUACAGCCACGAUAGGAUUGGUUAUACCUAUAUUAUCUGGUACCAAAAUUAGACUCGAUGGAGAUGGUGGUUUUAGUGUUCAAACAUAUGAAGGUGUUUAUCUGUUUAAGCCUGUUUCCGUUCAAGUUAUGUGGUCAGCAUUACAGAGUUUAAAUAAAGCUGUUAGUAUAUCAGAUACAGGAAUGUAUACAACGGAAGGUUUAUCACAUACAUGGAUCUCGUAUUACGUAUCAAAAAUAGAUACAUCAGAUCAAGAUAGAUUUAGUCAAUGGCAUACAAUGGAAGGUGUUCUGGUGGAUAUUUCAGCUCUAGUUCCAUCCUAUGUUGAUGAUAAUGAGGAGAUCUGUAAUAUUAAAAAGAAUAUAACAAAGACGUUAUGUCAGAUAAUGAUGUCCGUUGAUUUAGACGAGGCUACCUGUGUAUCGUUAAGAAAUGCAACUGCUGCCAAACUUGAAAUGGAUCUCAAGCCUUAUAAAGAAUUUUUUGAUGCUGAAGUUAUGAGAAUUCUUGGUCAAAUGGAUGGUGCCUCCAAGAUAACAGAUCUUGUGUAUUUAGGAUCCGAAUGGAAUGCUGCAAAUGCUGCUGAACUUCAAGAAAUAGGAAUUGGUUUUAUAUUAAAUGUGACGUUAGAGAUAGAUAAUUUUUUUCAAGGAAUGUUUAAAUAUAAAAAUAUUCGACUACCUGAUGUACCUGAAUCAGAUUUAUUAAGACACUGGGAUAAAACUUACGAUUUUAUAGAUAAAGCCAGGAAAGAAAAUUCUAAAGUUUUGAUUCAUUGUAAAAUGGGUAUAAGUCGGUCUUCGGCUACAACGAUGGCGUUUUUGAUGAAAGAUAAUAAAUGGUCGUUCGAGGAGGCGUAUAAAUACGUUCAAGAAAGAAGAAAUUGUGUUAAUCCUAACGAAGGAUUUAGGGAACAACUAAAGACAUAUGAGGGAAUUUUAAAAGCUAGUAACCAAAGACAAAUAUUUCAUCAUAUGUCAAUGAGAGCUAAUCAAUCAAGAAGUCAAUCCGAGGACACCGAAGAUGAACAGGAUUUUUUAGAGAACGGGGCUUAUGUGGGGAUUGAGCCCUCUGAACUACCCCUACGUAAGCCCAAUAUAUCGUUACAAGAGUCUGAAUAUAUAGCACAGUUUCCCAUAGGUGUCAGUAUUCCUAUCGAACCAGAUCUAGAAACAGGAUCACGAAGUGCCGAUUCUAUGGAAGAGUCCCUACCAGACAUGCACUCUCCUACUCCCUUAAACGAGAACGUCACCAAAACGGGGAGUUAUCACUUCAAUAUACGACAUUCAAACCUCGUCAGUGGAGAGGUAGCUGGUGCCGACUUGCCUUAUGAUACUUCGUCAGAAUACAGUGAGGACGACGAAGGCAUCAAUAUACUCGGUCGGGAAUCAAGAUCAACUCUACUGAUGAGUUCCUCCGUGCCUUCAGGACCAAGUGCUUUUAAGGAUGACUUUUCGUGGAUUAAAUCCAAUCUUUCAGACGGUGAAAAUUCUCCGUCCGUUGACCAAUCUGCUGUGGCCCCUAAUCUUAUUAUUGCCUCUGAUUUCAACUAUCUCCCACCGCCAGAUCUUAACACCAACUCCAAAAACCUGGAAACAGGUCUAGAAAAUCAGCUUCUGACCAACGAAGAAAUGAACAUGGACAUGCCUUCGACAAAAGCCUCGACAAUGUACGAUACUGGAAUUAAAGAUUAUUAUAUGAAAGAGGCUAUACCUUGGAAUUCAGGAAAAGUUCAACAAAUCCGAGCGGGUCUCGUUAACACAAAUUUAAAGGACAGUCUGAUGGCUUCACCCUCAACUGAUAACGCAUUCGACAAUGACCCGAUGAAUAAUCCUAAAACUAAAAUGGUUAAGGAAGAACUUUCUAUAUCACCCAGUGUCGAAUUAACCGAACUUCAUGCCAAAGUUAACGAGAGGGGGACUCUAGGAAUGAAGUGUUCACACAGUUGUUCAGAGUUGAUGUCUAUGGAUAGCGAGACUGAACGACCGUCGAAACGUCAAUGCCCUGUGUCUUUGUAUGAGAUUGAACAGAUACCACUACCCGAGGGUAUUGUCAGAAAGACCAUGUUAGAAAUAGAGAGUAAAGCCAGAUCUAUUCCUCCUGAUCUCGAAGAAUUUGUCAAACCGAUUCAAAGAUCAUCAAGUUUAAAAGAGGCCACUGAAAAAGCAAAGGCAAAGAGAGCAGAGAGAAGGAAAACUUGUUCUCCGAUAGUAUCACCAUCAAUUCCGUCCGGACAAUCGCUGCCUUCUGCUGAUUAUGAUGAUAAUUCUGACACGUGCCCUACUCCCCGACCCCUUGUGAUAUUAGAAGGUACUAAACCUGUUUCUAGUCCAGAAUGCGAUACGCCUGAAGUUGUCAUCACCGGCGUGACAACAGAUGAAUCUACAGAUGCAGAUGUGGAAGAUAUAAAAGUGUAUAAAUAUGGAAGUGAAGUUGUUCCGUUAAAGAGUGGCAUCGUUCAAAAACACAAAAAAGAAUUUGAAACCAUGGUAACAUCAGACAGUAAUGAAUCUGAUAUAGGUAGUACCGAGUGUAAAGAUAUCACAUCCGUUACUGCAAGUACUACUUCACACAUUCCAGUUACGCAGCAAAAAGACAAUGUGGGUCAAAAGGUCACAAACGAUGCAAAAAUUUGUGAAUCUCAUGUAAGUGUUGCUCAUCAUCCAAUCCGAUUAAAAAAGGAAAAAUGUCCGUACAACGAAGAAGUGAUGAAUUACAUUCACGACAUGGGCUCCAUGCUGAGCCAUAGAACUUCGGAAGACGAGAUGGACACUAACGACACCUCAAGUGCUGUUUUUAACGUGGUGCGAGAUUUCGAACGGAAAACAAAACCAGAGAAAAAACAUGAGAAAAAGAUUGUGAUAAUUGACAGUGACGGUAAAAAAUAUAAAAAUCAGCAGAAAUCAACAACGUGUUCAAAUGAAACAGUUCAAACCUCUUCAGCAAAAACAGGAUCUCCACAAAAAUCAAAAUUUACGAUAGAAUCCAGUUCUGUGACGGAACUAACGGAUCGAUCUAUACUUAAUCUAGAUCUAAAUAGUGAAACUGCCCAUGACAUGCACACUUCAGUUACAAGUCCUGUAACUCCUAUAACAGAAACAGGCCACAGCAGCACCAGAUGUACGCCGCAAGACCACGAUCAUUCUGUUGUUAAGCAUCUACUGUAUCGCUUCGAGGCUCCGAAAGAUACUAGCCAAGUCUCCGAGGAUAACAAAUCGACUCCUUUACAGAAACCUGACCCUGUGAAGCAGCCGGAGAUUGUUGAACGACAUACUUUAUUAGAUGAAGUUAUCGACGAAUCUGAAGAAGAUAGUCAUUUAUCUCCGGAAUAUGUUCAAAUGAGGAACAAACUGGUUCCUGUUGAUCCCGGUUUUACGCAAAGAACGCGACCAAACUCUUCAGAUGUGGCCCUUCGACAGGCCUUACGGACAAAAUCUGUGAGCGACACAGCUCCUACUUUUACUUCUCGUAAUGUGAACUUUACAGCGAGUGGAGAGUCGCGAUCGGUGAGACGAGUUCAGCACGGUGCUAGCCAUCCAUUAGCAAGACUUGGUGCCAAUCCUUUUUAUAACACAAUGUAAAAUAUCGGUGUAGAUUCUUGUUAUUGUUUAUGUUCCUUUACGCUAGGAUCCCACUGUCAUGCGAUGCAUUACAAAAGUCGAUAGGAUUGUCCCUAUUGAGUCCACGAUCUGGUACCUGCAGAUACGUUCGGAUACGUUUUGAUAUGAUCAACACGAUUACUACGAAUGACCUCAAUAUAUGAUUAGACUUGAUAGGAUCACCACGAUUACUCCAUGAUUAAAACCACGAUUUCAAUCGUAGCGUGAAUCAUGAUAGUGGGAACCUAGCAUUAGCAAGAAUUGUUUUUGUAGACUCUUGUCUUUGUUUCGUGUAAUAAUUCAUGCGUGUACAACAACAACGUUACAUUAUGUAAUUGUGUACAACAACAACGUUACAUUAUGUAAAUGUGUACAACAACAACGUUACAUUAUGUAAUUGUGUACAACAACAACAACAACAUUACAUUAUGUAAAUGGGUACGACAACAACAACAUUACAUUAUGUAAAUGGGUACACCAACAAUGUUGCGUUAUGUAAAUUUUAUUCUUGUUUUAAACCCAGACGAAUAUUGAGCACCCGUUCAACAUAGAUGGAUUAUGAAAGUUUCUGUUAUUUAUUCGAAAUGAGCUUUUUAAGUUAUUUAUUCGUAAAAAAUAAUUUAUUAACUAAAUCAACCAACAUCUAUUCUAGGAUGUUAAGUUUAACCCUGAAGCCAAAAAGCAUUCAGGAUUUCGACCCUUAGUGUUCGUAAAAUGAUCAUUAGGUCUAAAAUGUGUCAAAACCUAAAUGAAACCGCCGAAAACAAUUAGUUAUUUAUUUGCAACUUUUUUUUUUAUUGUCUUUAACCCUUCUAUUCUGUGAUGUGUUCUUAACCUGAUGUUAAAAAGCAUUCAAACUUUUGAUCCAAAGUGUUCGCAAAAUCAUCGUUAGGUUUAAUUACAUAUAUGUGUCAAAAACCCAAGUGAAAAAUAAUUUAUAAAUCAAUCUGAUUAAAAUACAGGUCUUUAUUCUAUAACUACAUGCAAAUACAAGCAAAUAUCAUUGAAUACGGCCAUUGAAUACAGCCAUUGAAUAACCUAUAGUUGUAUUCAAUGGCCAUUGAAUAACCUAUAGUUGUAUUCAAUGGCUUGAAAACGUACUACUUUUGUCCAUAAUGACGUCACUUACAGAACUACGUCAAACUGUAAUGACGUCACAACUAGGCAACCACAAUUUUUCUAAAAAAGAAAGAAAAAAGGGCGGAACCUAUGAUGAAUUUUAAAGUUAGUGGUGAUGAUUUUUUAUGAUAAUCUAGAUAGUACAGUGUAUUUUAAGAUUUGCGUGUAAAUAAAAACAGAACGCAAUGACCAUUGAAUACCGCUCGCUAUCGCUCGUGGAAUACUUGCGCAGGGAUACACUCUCUUGAACCAUUGAAUAACCCGAGCGGUAUUCAAUGGUCAUUGAGUUCUAUCUAUAUAUUU